AUGAGUAUGGAGCAUUUAUCUAGAACUGGAUCUGAUCAUGUACCACUACUUUUAUUAGCAAGUGAUCAAAGCCAAGAAUAUCAUAAGCACUUCAGAUUCUUGAAGUUUUGGUUAGAACAUGAGACCUUUAUGCAAAUAGUGGAGCAACAUUGGAAAACUGAAUAUGUAGGGGAUUCUUUCAUUACUUUCAAGUUGAAGAUGAAGAAUUUGAAAACUGCUUUAUCAGCUUGGAGUAGAGAAACAUUUGGAGAUGUAAUCAAGCAACUUGCAAUAAGAGAACAUAUAGUCAAGAUUAAAGAACAGUUGUUUGAAGAGGAUCCAUAUGAGGUAAAUAGAAUAAUGUUGCAAAGAGCACAAGCAGAAUUCAAAAAAUAUUUGCAUUUUGAAGAGGAAUUUUGGAAGCAAAAAUCUGGCAUUCAAUUGCAGUCAGAAGGUGAUAUAAAUACUAGAUAUUUUCAUAGUCUAGUAAAAGGAAGAAGGAAGAGACUUCAACUAACUAGAAUUCAGAAUGUAGAUUGUGAAUGUUUAGAGGAAACUGAUGUUGUUGCUAUUGAGGCAAUUGCCUUUUAUGAAGAUCAAUUCACUCAGGAACAAACCACUACAGAUUUGAGCUUAUUGGAGCAUGUACCAAGGAGGAUCUCAAAUUAA
Messenger RNA from Lycium barbarum (goji berry), 648 nucleotides. RefSeq lists its product as uncharacterized. The record is from RefSeq and is a predicted model, not a curated record. The coding region runs from base 1 to 648 and encodes 215 amino acids. Lineage: Eukaryota; Viridiplantae; Streptophyta; Magnoliopsida; Solanales; Solanaceae. The transcript has a single exon.